CUCUCUUGUCUCUGCCAUUCGCCUCCCUAGUCCGUACCAUUCUUGGAUGAUUCCUAAUCCUAACCGGCCACGGUAAAUUCCCUGCUGCAAUAUUAGGACUGCCGGUCGACGGCGAUUGACAAAUUGGCGCCCUCAGGAGUCACAUAUGUAUACAAUCCAUUGAUUCUAUUUCUUUUUUUUUUUCCUUCGCAGAGUCCUGGAACUGAAAGUGAGAGAGAAGUAGUCGGUGAGAGAGAUGGAGAGAAACGGCGAUUACAGCGACGGUUGCCGGCGUCUGAGGGAGUUACUUCCACCGCAAGCCAUCACAGAGGAGCGAUUAGGGCAAGCGAUGGACUUCUUGGACGAGGUGAAGUUCCGCUUACAUGGGAAGCCAGGAAAUUACCGGACCUUCUGCAGCGUGCUGGAGAAACUCGCCGAUUCCCCGAUCCGAUUGAUCGCCGGCGGCGGCGGCGGCGGCCCCGACUUGGCGGCGCUGCGUCCUGAAGAUCUGCUCUGGGUUGUCAGGAAAAUCCUCUACGGGCAAGAAGAUCUGAUCGAAAAGUUCAAUUCCUAUCUUUCUGUUGAUCCGGUUUCAGUCCUAAAACCUGGAGAAGCCAAGGCUGCGCCAAUCAGGCCUGCUAUUGCAGAGGAGGCGCCGCGGGUACUCCCUACUGUACCAGCAGCAGCCAUGGCGGAUUUAGGAAUCCAGACUUCGAGUUCGCGCCAAAGAAGGCAUCCUGCUACUAGUGGAUUUGUGCCGGUGGUUGCAGGAGCAGAGCCACCACAGCCUGCGAUUCCUCUGUUUCCGAGUGGCGGCGGCUCCGCUCGCAGAGAGGAAGAAACCUGUGACAGAAAGACUGAUAAUAAUGACACCAGGAAAGCAGAUCGAGUUGUUGCAGAAGUAGAUGGAAAGUUCAGGGACCGAUUCGCAGGCGAGAAGAGCCGAUGUCUGGGUUGGAUUCAGAAAAUACGGAGGAUAUCACCCUCCUCUUCAGAGAUUUACCAGCAGCAUCUGCCGAACUUGUAUCGCUACAGUCUCGGCAAGACCCCUGCUGAACUGGCGCCAGAAACGGAGAAGAGACGGCGACCUGACGAAGCAGAACAGAGAUGCAGCAGGACCAGGAGGAUUUCUGCUGCUGCUGCCACCACCCCGGUGAAGGAUAGAUUCCAAGCUGCCUUGCUGCAGCAGCGUCCACCGGCGGCUGAGGCACCGGAGGAACGGGAGGUUAAAAGGCAGCGGCAGCGGCUGGGCGAAUGUCAACAGACGGAAACAGUUUUUCCGGUGAUGGAGGAAGAUGCGGACGAGCUUAAGGAGCGCCUCCUAUCCGUGGCUCGUUACAUCGACGAGAGAAUGAACAGAACAGACAGAGGCGACGGUGGCUGUGAGGACGAAGAGAUUGGAGGGGAGAAGGGUCGGAUCCGAUUCCUGAGAUGCGUGGAAGCAAUGUACGGUGAUAAAGGGCGGGAAAUGGUGACGAUGGCCGACGCAGAGCCGGAGAAGCUGCUGCCUGUGGUGCGGAGAAGGCUGCAUCAGAAGAUAGGGGAGCUGGAAAUCGCCAGCCAGAAGCAGGAGGACUACUACACAAUGGCCAGAAGAUGAAUUCUCAGCCUGGGGAUUCAAACCAAACCCCAGUUUUAGUGCUUUAUAUUGCGAAUUAUUGUUAAUGCUAUCAUGAACUCGAAAUGUAAAUCAAAAUUUACGAGAUAGUGUGGUAUUUUGCGGUUUAACAAAAAUCAAUUAACCAAACCACAUGUGUUUCGCGGAUUAACUGCGAUUUGCGGAUUAACUGCAAAUCGAACUUUCACUAUUACAAGGGGGUAAGCAAUGAAUCUCACACUUUUGUUUCCUAUUAAUGAGACAAAAAAAGGGUUCCUAGUUCCUACCUAAGGAAGCAAAGAGAAUAAAAGGCAUUUAAGUAGAAUUCCUAUGGGUUAUGGGGAGAGGUGCUGCAACAGAAGAAGAGAAACCAAAACAUUGCACCUGUGUAAGAAGAAUACAAGUACACUUUACAGAGAGACUAGUUGCACACUUUUUUUACGGAGGGUGCCUCUGAAUCACGAUUCUAAAAACUCGGCAGAUUGAACUGUCCUCACAAGCUCCUUCAAAUUAGCUAAUACAUGGCGCGGCCCUAAACUCUUGACACCAAUGUAAUUCAACAGCUGCUCCAAAUCCUACAAACAUCACCAAGGCAUCGUGUAGUAGGAUUAAGAACCAAGAGACCGGCUUUUCGAAACACACAGAAACAUGUCGACACGGGCAUUAGCGCCUCACCGAUGUAAACAAGGAAAGAAAUCAUUUGUUCAUUCAAGCAUGGUCAUUUGAUAACAACAGCUGUAAUUGGUAUUACAACAAGAGACCCCAUCCUUUGAAAGCAUGCGAAAAAGUUGUAAAGUUAAAACUAAGGAUGAAAAUUGGCACUCAGGAAGUUCAGGCGAACUAAUUAGGGUUUCGAAUUUCAAGAAAAACGGGGUUCCAUUUGAAACCUAGGAAACAAACCGGAGAAUAAUACACCCAUGACAGUAGAAAUAUGAGUGAGACUAACCUUGUUCAACAGGAAUACCGCAUAAGCUGCUCGUGUUGUAUCUUGACCAUCUAGAAAGAGGGGGAAUUCAACAGGCUUCACAGUGGAUUGAGAUGUUGACUUUGAAGACUCCACUGAUGAUGAUAUGGGCUCUAUCGAAGGUGCAGGAUCAAUUAUAUAAGAAUGUGAACCACCCAAGCGCACAGGAUAACGGAUGGGAACUUUUAAGUAAGAGGAUACAAGUGACACAGCCUGCAUAAAACCCAAAACAAUAAAGAAGCUUUCUGAAUGACAGUCUAAUCAACAAAAAUUAAGCGAUUAAAUUCACAGUAAAUAACUAAAAACAUGGCACAGUCAAAGUAAUGCCUUCAUUAGGCCAUGGCGCAGUAGAAGUAACUCUCACUGGCAUAUCUAGUACAAAAUGUUUUCAGGAUAUCUUUCAUGUAUCAAUUCUAACAUGAUUCGGUAAGAUUAAUGUCAGAUACAGACAAAGCAAAUUUUAAACAUGUCGCAGAAAAUGAAAAUAUCAAGGACAAAUGCCAUGUCAGUAAGUUGAGCAGAGAGAUAGAACACACAUGAGCAACAUAACCUAGGGCUGUUGCAGACCUCUGCACCUCCUUCUUAUUGGAGAAAAAACUCAUCUUUGUGAAAGGAAGCACAGUCAAAUGCAGACCUAAAAUCGUCAAGGAUCCUGGGUUAACAAGUUUAGAUCCAGCAUUGUUCUCUGAGAAAAGCACAGAAAAGGUAACUAGUUGAGAUACAACUAAUGGUCAUCUCCACAACUAAGACUUGCAUUAAACAACCAAACUAGGAAACAGUUACUGUCAUCAAUACAUAUUCAAAAGCUACAUUUGUGUUGUUCUUUUCCAUCUUUUGGUGUAACUAUCUUGAAUUAGCGGCAAGAAAUCAGUUCAGGGUCCUUAUCAGAAGGCACUUGUACUGAAGAUUGUAAUCAGAGCCAUGCAGAUCUUGCAUGAUCACAUACUAAGAACUUGCAGAAUAAUCUUUUACAUCAGCU
Linum trigynum is the source of this 3519-nucleotide messenger RNA. NCBI's taxonomy places the organism in Eukaryota, Viridiplantae, Streptophyta, Magnoliopsida, Malpighiales, Linaceae. The record is from the annotation of a GenBank genome assembly.